AUGCCUUGCACUCCUACGGGCGACGCCAGGUGGAUGAGAGGAACUAUCAACAGCUCUGACGCCGAAAGUCACGUUCUGUUUCUAACGGUUGACAGAUCUCCGUUCUCCGAGCUUGGUCUCGUGAAUAUCGUCGGGAAGGACGUUCGAGACCUUACUGGCGAGUGCGCGAUAGACGAUAUAGACUGCGAGCAAUGGUCGUCGCACGUCCAAGAUGGGGAGGUCCAGGCGGUAUUUCUGCCACUUAUAAUGUACGACGGGAACCGCUGCGUUGCGGUCGACACUUCCUGUAAGGGAGAUCACUGUAAUUUGAUGGGCGUGUCCCAGCCCAUCCGUCCUGGGGCUCGGGAGGACGAAACCCGAGCACAACAGAAUCUAGAAGAACUCCAAGGCCGCUUCGACGCCGAACGCUGUUCCCUACGGGGUGAGGUUGACAAGGGGAGACGCGGGAGGCAGCGCGUCGAGCGGACUCUUACUCCAGUUAGACAACAACCAGAGUUGAAGAUAUCCGAAGGACAACGGAACCUCGACCUAUUGAAGGUCAAUUUUUGCGAGUUGGCAGAAUUCUUAGAGAAGUUACGUGAAGAGCUCCAGUAUGCCCGGUCGACUCUAUAG
Messenger RNA from Cladophialophora bantiana CBS 173.52, 612 nucleotides. RefSeq lists its product as uncharacterized. The transcript has 2 exons. The coding region runs from base 1 to 612 and encodes 203 amino acids. Lineage: Eukaryota; Fungi; Ascomycota; Eurotiomycetes; Chaetothyriales; Herpotrichiellaceae. The record is from RefSeq and is a predicted model, not a curated record.